This is a messenger RNA of Bactrocera latifrons, 2608 nucleotides long. It is a transcript of the gene Leash, whose product is annotated as arrestin domain-containing protein 3. The record is from RefSeq and is a predicted model, not a curated record. Gene Ontology annotation, biological process: protein transport. The transcript has 3 exons. NCBI's taxonomy places the organism in Eukaryota, Metazoa, Arthropoda, Insecta, Diptera, Tephritidae. Gene Ontology annotation, cellular component: cytoplasm. Bases 729 to 2399 code for a protein of 556 amino acids.
GGUAUUGUUUUAUGUUUGCAGAGAAAAUUAUGAAUGCGGGGUUUUUCUUUUCGUGGAUAAGUGGAUAAGUUCUUAUGGCAUAUCUGGCGAACUGAAAGUAUAGUGUGUAAUAAGGUAGCAUGAAAGAGUAAUUGAAGCGAUAAAAGGUGUGAAGCAGAAUUGCAUGAGCGCCGAAAAGAACAGCAAAAAUUCCUACAUUGGCAAAGACUUUUGCAUUCUGCUACCGAAACUCUUGCGCUGGAAGAACAAUAAAAGUUGCACAAAGUGCAUUCAGUAACUUACGUAGAAGAAGGAAGUUUAAUCGUUAAAUUACAUGCGAACAAAUCUUUAUAAAAAUACAAAUGAAAUUAAACGAUUGCCGAUUGUAAGCAGAUGAAAUCUUCUAUGGUCAAAGGGGUACGAGAACUCAAUCUAGUGUGCGUAUGUGGAGAAAGUGGCGGUGGAGCGGGUGUACGUACCAUUGUUUUGUGUAGUGUUAGUGGCAAAGUAUUUAUUUUUGGAUAAAAUAGAAAUAUAAAAAAGAAACGAAAAUGCCAAAUACCGAAAGCAUUAACUUAGCCUUGUCUGAAAUUUAGCUAGUAAAGGAGAAACAUCAGUCAAGGAACUUAUGAAGUGAACUGAACCAACAAAUAUCACAAUUGAAUAUUAGUGAGUUUCGUGAUAUAUAAAUUGGCAUUUUUCUGAAAGAAAAGACUCUCCCAAGUGUAAAAGGUAUUAGUGUAUCUGCAAUGGCAACGGAGAAGUUACGCAUAACAUUAAACAACCCGGAAAAAGUAUAUUCUGCUGGCGACACAAUAAAAGGCGAAAUCUGUUUAAAUCUAACCAAGCGCACAAAAAUACGUGCUAUAAAAGUGCAAAUUACUGGCAAAGGCAAAUGCAAAUGGAUAGAAAUAUUACGUAAAAAUUCCAACAAUGAAUCAGCGCGAAGUCUCUUCUACUCCAGCAAAGAAAUUUACGCACACAAUGAGCACACACUGCCCGUGUUUGAGCCGCGUGGCAUUGAAUUGAAUCCCGGUGAACACAAUUUCGAAUUUACUGUACCACUCGAAUACAAUCUACCAUCUAGUUUUAAAGGUAGUUACGGUUCUAUAAAGUAUAAAUUGCGUAUAGUCAUCCAAAGGCCAUGGACUUUCGACGAACGGCACAUUAUACCGCUAACUGUGCUAAAGCAUAUGCCGCUGUCACCGUGUUAUCGUUCGAAUCCCACCUCGUUGGAAAAGCAAAUUACCAAAACGAUUAGUCUAUUUGGCACACGUCCCAUAACAAUGCUGGCAUUGUUGCCGGAAGAUUCAGCGGUACGUGGUGAACCUUUGCGUAUUUGUGUCACUGUCACCAAUAACAGUACGACAAAUGUGGAGAAACUACGAUUCAGUGUGCUACAGUAUAUCUGGUAUUACAGUCAUGUACCGUUACGUGUGCAAAAAAUGGAAUGCGUACCACUAGUCAAUAAAGAGACUGGUGCAGUGCAUAAGAAGAGUGAACGUUCCUUUGCACAUGAGCUAAUGAUACCGCCUACGACGCAACCGUCCGAUGAUGAGCUAAGCGGUGUUAUAAAUAUAUCGUAUGAGUUGCGUGUAGAAGCGGUGCUGCGUGGCUUUUUUAAGAAUCUCAUACUUAAUUUACCCUUUAAGAUGUAUUCCAGUGGCGCUACCGCUGUACUUAAUAAUCUAUCUGGUGGUCCACCAAGACCGCCACCUCGAUAUGGCAAUCGUAAUAGUGCUAACAUUGGCAUGGUAGCGAAUGUCACAAUGAACGGUGCAGGCAAUCCAUUUGAGAAUAACGCUACACCAUUGAGCAUUGCAACUUAUCCUUCACUUGAUUCAUCCAUCGGCUCGCCAUCGCACUCCUCACAAUAUAGCGAAUACAGUUCAUUACGUUCAGUUAAUUCCGAUUCUUCUGCGGCAAGUCCCGCCUUAGCGGGAGAUAUUUCAUAUGUCUCUGGCAUAUCCUCCAACUCCUCUACGACGACAUUAAGUCCGGCUUUGGCUGGUGACCUUUCAUAUGAAUCUUGCGCAUCGCCACAAUUUAAUAGUCCUUCGGCGCGUGCUAGUCUGCGCAGUUCAACGGUACCCUACGUUAUGUAUCCACCUAGUAGUAGUCCACUCAUGAUCAACUCUUAUCCGCCAGCACAAGUGCCAACGUAUCCGUCACUAUCGGAAUCACCUGGUUAUUCGCUGAUGCGUUUACCCGAAGACAUAUUACCUCCACCACCCAUUACACCGCCCUCAGGGUCCACAGUGGGCACAUUGGCGCGCCAGGAAUCUGCUACAUCAGCCACAACCGCAGCAGCGCGUUCGUCAUUUUUGCACGGAAUGCAGCCGCCAGGAGCGCAUGAACUGCCACCAUCUUACGAAGAACUCUUCGGCUCCGCCACUGCACCACCUGAAACACCGAAAUGAUACUGUAACUACUUUCAGAUAUAAAAUACUUUGUCUAAUAAUUCACUAAACACCACUACGGCGCCAAAAGUUACUAGACCCACCCAGGAAAGAGUAGAGUAUGGACCACUCCUCUUGUUCUAAAUGAAGUAUCAUAAACAUUUAUAAUAUAUAUUUAAAAAAUUAGACUGUUUUAUUCAUUUUGGUCGCAAAAUUUACAAAAACAUAUA